GACGGUUCCGUUCAUAGUCAUAGGUUGUACUGUUGAAAUCGGGAAGUCUACAAUAGAAAACAUAAUAACUGCCUUUAAAUGUUAGUAUACAUGUAUAACCACAUAAGAUUUAUUAGUAACAUGCAGCUAGAGUCAUCCAAUAUAGACUUCCUUCGGUUUUAUGUUGUUUUAACUGUUGACAGAUAAAGCCACAUCGCAAAACCAUCGGGCUGUGAGUUUUUUUUUGGAAGACCAAAAUAAAUGACAUCGUUACAUUUUGUGUUGGAGUUAUCUCAACGUAUGCUAAAGUAAAAAAUGACUUUUGACUCAACCAUUUAAAAGUAUGGAGCCAUGUUUAAAGUUCGCGAUUCGAGAGCGUCUGUGGAAAGUUUCAGCGAAGUGCUGGACGUGGAGGUCUGUCAAGUGCGCAAGAUCACCUUUCAAACGCUCUGUUACUUCAACAUGUGGACGAACACAUCGCAACACAAUAUUGAAUUCUGAAGGACAAUACCUCUCCUUUAGCCAAAGAAGCACAGAUGCAUCGCAGACAGCUCUUUCCAGUGUUGCUCCAGUGUUUCUUGUGAUGAGGUUUGAGUCAGAUGGGAGCCUGACCACAUUUGCGAAAAAGAAGACUGAACUUUAUCAGGAGAUCGGUUUGCAGGCAAGGGAUCUGAGAUUCCAGCACUCAACAAGUGUUACAUCACGGAACAAUGUCAUCAUCAUCCGGAUGGAGUCCCUGAAGGCAGUGGUUACCUCAAGCUGUUUAUUGGUUCUGGAUUUCCGGGGUCUUGGUCUGGAGAAAUGGCUGGUUUUAGAACUUGGGCCACAAUUGGCGGGAGACGGAAAUUUGGCUACUUACUCUCUGCCUUUCGAGUUCAGAGCUCUGGAAGCCAUUCUGCAACACAGGGUGAAUGUACUGCAUACGCGGCUGAAUGAAGUUCAGCCUCAGGUUUUAGAUUGUCUGGAUUCGCUGGUCGACCCAAAGCUCCUCUCUGCUGACCGCAGCAAACUCCAUCUGCUCCUACUUAAUAGCAAAAGCCUCUCAGAGCUGGAGACAGACAUUAAAGUGUUCAAAGACAGUCUGCUUAAGAUCCUGGAUGAAGAUGAACUGAUAGAUGAACUCUGUCUCACUAAGUGGAGUGACCCGCAAGUGUUUGAGGAGAGUAGUUUGGGCAUAGAUCAUGCUGAAGAGAUGGAGUUAUUGCUGGAAAAUUACUUCAUGCAAGCAGAAGAGCUGGGCAACAAAGCCAGAGAGUUGAAAGACCUCAUAGAUGACUCUGAAAGCGUCAUUUUCAUCAACCUGGAUAGUCACCGAAAUGUCAUGAUGCGACUGAACCUCCAGCUCACCAUGGGAACCUUCUCAGUCUCCUUGUUUGGUCUUAUGGGUGUGGCUUUUGGGAUGAAUUUGGAAUCUACUUUUGAAGAGGACCCACGUGUGUUUUGGCUGGUGACAGGAUUCAUGUUUCUGGGAAGUGGACUAAUCUGGAGAAAGCUUCUCUCUUUUCUAGGCCGACAUUUAGAACCCAGCUCUCCAACUCCUAUCCCCCCUGUUUGGAGAAAAAACCAAGCUGGCCCUUUAAAAGCUACCGAUAUUAAACCUGGAACAAGAUAAUGAUAUAUAUAUAUAUAU
Messenger RNA from Danio aesculapii, 1609 nucleotides. It is a transcript of the gene mrs2, whose product is annotated as magnesium transporter MRS2. Gene Ontology annotation, molecular function: magnesium ion transmembrane transporter activity. Gene Ontology annotation, cellular component: mitochondrial inner membrane. The record is from RefSeq and is a predicted model, not a curated record. The transcript has 11 exons. Gene Ontology annotation, biological process: mitochondrial magnesium ion transmembrane transport. NCBI's taxonomy places the organism in Eukaryota, Metazoa, Chordata, Actinopteri, Cypriniformes, Danionidae. The coding region runs from base 323 to 1591 and encodes 422 amino acids.